This is a messenger RNA of Trichoderma harzianum CBS 226.95, 2208 nucleotides long. RefSeq lists its product as hypothetical. The coding region runs from base 1 to 2208 and encodes 735 amino acids. Gene Ontology annotation, biological process: regulation of DNA-templated transcription. The record is from RefSeq and is a predicted model, not a curated record. Gene Ontology annotation, molecular function: DNA-binding transcription factor activity; sequence-specific DNA binding. The transcript is spliced from 2 exons. NCBI's taxonomy places the organism in Eukaryota, Fungi, Ascomycota, Sordariomycetes, Hypocreales, Hypocreaceae.
AUGUCUGCACCAAACUCCCGGAAACGAGCCGCCCCCGGUGCGUCGCCAAUCGUACCGAUCCAGCGGAAUAUGCAACAACCAUAUGCCACCGAUAGUAUUGCCGGAGCAAACCCUGUGAUGCAGUGGAACGGUACCGACGGCACAACCGAUCCCACCGACUACUUCAGUGCUGCCGCUGCACACAGUGAGAAUCCCUACGGACUUGCGCAAACACAGCCGACGUACCCCCAGGCUGUUGGCGCGCCGUCAAACUCACUCGCACGCCGACAAAUGAAUCGCGCCCUGGUUCCCACGAAUCUUCGAGCAACUUAUGAGCCUUCUUCGGAUCGGUGGUCUGGUUUUGGGGAGGACAACCUUCUCGUCCCGCAAAACGCCACGGAAGGCGGGGUUGGGCAAGAUAACGUAGAAGUUUUGGAAGAAAUGGCCCAAAAGGCCAAGAGAGAGGCUCAGGCCAAAAGAAAGCAGAUUCCGCCGUUUGUACAGAAGCUGAGCAGCUUCCUCGAGGAACGAAAGAAUGAAGACCUGAUUCGGUGGUCUGAAAAGGGCGACUCUUUCAUCGUGCUCGAUGAGGAUGAGUUUGCAAAGACGUUGAUUCCAGAGCUAUUUAAACACAAUAAUUACGCGUCCUUUGUCCGACAGCUGAACAUGUACGGCUUCCACAAGUGUGUGGGACUCUCUGACAACUCGAUGCGUGCUAGUGAGCGCAAAAAUAAGAGUCCAAGCGAGUAUUCCAACCCGUACUUUCGGCGAGGGCACCCGAAUCUUCUAUGGCUUAUUAAUAAGCCCAAGAGCGGUGGCAAGUCUAAAAAGGGGAGCAAGGGCCAGGAUGGCGAUGGCGACAGCGAAGAGGACGGCGGCCAUGAAGAAACACCAAGCCACCAGGGUGUUCCGGUCCCCAACACCGCGGGCCGCUCUCUGCCCGCUGCCACUGGAACGGAAUCACAACCUCUCCCCAAAAAGGAGAUGGCACUGAUCAAGGAAGAGCUGCAGAAAGUGAGAGAGCAGCAAAAGCUGAUUCUCGGCGCCAUCAACCGCUUGCAGCGAAACAACAAUGACCUGUACAAUCAGGCAAUCAUGUUCCAGACCCAGCACGACCGACACCAAAACUCAAUCAAUGCGAUUCUCAAUUUCCUGGCCAAUGUCUUCAGAAAAACGUUGGAGGAUCAAGGAACUUCGCAGAACGUCGGCGACAUCAUCUCAAGCUUGAUGGCAAACCAGGGCCAGCAACCGUCCCACCAAGGCAGUGUUGUGGACUUGGGUGAUUACUUUCAAGCUCAAGCAAACGCAGCCAACUCACUUGCCGUUCCUACUCCGAGAAAGUCUCAAAAGCUACUUCCACCGAUCCCGCAAGCCGCCCAGGCGAGUCGGUCGUCAUCAACGAGCAGCGCGCCGUAUCACCCCCUCGGCGUUCACCCGGAGAUGGGCCACGUUACGGAGCUUCUUGAUACAUCACCGUCAGAUUCGACACCUAGCUUGAGACAGGAACUCGAGACAAACCCGCACGAACGGAUGAUGAAGAUUAUAAACGACCACAAUGCAAGCAACUCGGCAGGCCUUGAUUUGCCGGAAGCAACUGAGCUUGUCAACAACGCCCCAAAUACCCUAAGCAGCGACCAAAGAAGCAAGCUAGUCAACCUCAUGGCAGCGCAGUCAUCAGCAUCCGCGAUACCAAACAUACCUGCCGUGUCUGAUCCUCUGGGGAAAAUGUCUUCCCCAGGUAUCACAUCUCCCGCACAAGAAAGCACUACUGCAGCACCCUCACUUUCACCCAUCUUGCGGUCACCAACCAUGCCUGCUCCCUCUCUUCAGCAUAUUAGCACGAACCAAAACGAUCUGGAGCAGCUCAAGCGUCUACAGAGCGAACAGGACGCAAAAAUUCACGAACUGAGCGAUAUCCUGGGGCCAUUGAGCCCGAACGGACACAUUCCCGGCCUGGAAGAUGGCGCCGAAGCGUACUUUGAUCCUCCCAAUGUGGACCUAGAUCAGUUCUUUGAUAGCAACGCUUUUCUGAAUGACGCCACUCACUACGGAGACGGGACUGACUUCAACUUUAAUCUGGACGCAGACGGGCUCGGCCAAGGGCUCAACCCAGGACUUAAUCAUAAAUUUGACACUCCGAGUCCUACGGGGACUGAAGAGAUUCAACGAGAUGAUUUUGGGAUCAAAGAGAGCCCCGGUCACGAGAAUAAGAGACGGCGCAUGGGCUAG